CAGGCUAGCGGCUAUUAUACACGUGCGACCAAAGAGGAAUAACCCAGAGACGACAGGAUGAAGACUGCGAUACUGGCUGUGAUCGUCUGCGUGGCCGUGGCCCAGGCCCAGGACGUGUACCGUGGCAGGCCCUUCCAGAACCCGAACCAGGGCUUCCAGCCGCAGCAGCCACAGCAGCAGAACCAGAACGUCGACAACGGACAGUACCAGGAGCAGAGGAACCAGCAGUACCAGGAACCCGCAGGUACCCAGGGCGAUAGAAAAACCACCACCACCCCCAUUCCCAUCCUCCAGUGGAACAAGCAGCAGGAGCACGAUGGAACCUACCGCACCAGCUACGAAACCGGUAACAACAUCAUCGCCGAGGAGAGCGGAUACCUCAAGACGUUCGGCGAAGGCGAGGACCGCGGCGAAGCUCUCGUCCAGCAGGGUAGCUACUCUUACACCAGCCCCGAGGGUCAGCUGAUCACCAUCCACUACACCGCCGACGAGACCGGCUUCCACGCGACCGGAGACCACAUCCCCACCCCACCCCCAGUCAGCGAGGAGAUCCAGAAGGGACUGGACCUCAUCUACGCUGGUAUCAGGCAACAAGAGGAGGCUGACGCCCGUGAAGCCGCCCAGACCGGCAACGUCCAGGUCGACAGGCGACAGGACACCGGCAAAUACCAUCCCUAGAUUCGAUCAUCGCGAGCGAUCCAUCCUUAUCGAGCAUCCUGAAUAGUGUCAUCGAAAGCCCACUCAUCGAAACUUAGCUUUAGUGUUGAUUGUCGACCAUCUAUAGUAAUACUAUACGAAUGUUAAAUAUGUAAGAAAAUGUAAAAUUCGUGACUUUUGUAUGAGGUUCGCCAUUUGUUAUACACCCGACAAGGCAACGCAUAUUUGUUUUUUGUAUCUAACGUGUAUCCAUAUGUUACUCGUGCAAUAUUCUCAUGUAUUCCGCGUAGCAAGUGAUCUUGAGAGUUGAACUUUUAUUAUGAUUAAAUGUGAGACUUGGAUUUUUUUUCCU
Nasonia vitripennis (jewel wasp) is the source of this 1009-nucleotide messenger RNA. RefSeq names its product cuticular protein RR-1 family member 53 (gene Cpr49Ah). The transcript has 4 exons. Lineage: Eukaryota; Metazoa; Arthropoda; Insecta; Hymenoptera; Pteromalidae. The coding region runs from base 58 to 678 and encodes 206 amino acids. Gene Ontology annotation, molecular function: structural constituent of chitin-based larval cuticle. The record is from RefSeq and is marked inferred. Gene Ontology annotation, cellular component: chitin-based extracellular matrix.